AUGAAGAUUGCGUUGAUUUUACUGCCAUUUCUUCUGGUUUCGAUCAUGGUCAUCGAAUGCCAAGGUAAGUUGUUUGACGCUGCUAAAUAAAAUUAUACUACAAGUACUAAAGGUGCUAUGUUUUAAUCUUUUGCUUUUUGCCCUUUUUUUUUUUGUUUUGAUGAAUUUCCAGGAAAAGGCACCAAAAAAGGCAAGCAAGCUACAAUCUCAGAGGAAAAUAUCAAGGACUUUGCGGUAAUCAGAGGUUACAUGCGACCCGGCCCUUAGUAAAGCCAGUAAUUUCAAUUUCUUUCAAUUGUCCGUUAUUUGUUUAAUUUAAUAUACGUGUUAUGGAGCUCCCACAGAAAUUAGAUAACCAAUCUGAAAUUGCCGGGCACUACUCAACUUGACCCCUCGAAGAGGGAGCUGUAAAAUAAUAAAUUCAAUGAUUCCUUGUUCGUAGAAAAAACCUGGAAUCACAAAGUCAAGCAUGGAGGACGAUAAUAAUGGUGAAGAAGAACUACCAGACUGGUUUAAGAAACUUUUACAACAGGUAAUACAAUCCGCUUCAAGAUAAGACGAACCAUCAAUAAAUCUCGUUUUAGACGUCGCACUACUUCCGUGCAAAGUGGGCUCGAACGUAAGCUACUAUAGCAGGGCUCUAACACCACGACGUUUCGCAGCGCCACUCAGUAGAGGUGCCAUGAACCGUUGGCUGUUUUUGCAGACUAGCACGAUUGUAGAACGCUUUGGAUUUAGUCUGGGAAUUUACUUCAGUGGUGCUAAAAAGCUGUUGAGACAAACUGUAAGCAAGAUAGGGGCACCCAUACACCAUCCUAAGUACCUCACCCGUGCGCACAGCUCAUUAGUAUACACCUGAUUGAAAGAACGUUGUCGGUUGAAAAGUAUAAACCAUGAACCAUGGGACCUAAUGGAUUUAUGGGUACAACUUUAUUAGCAUUGCAAAUUUAGAGUUCUUCUAAAAAAUGUUUACAUUUACAAGCUUUUCGCAACGAUGCAUUCCAAAAAACGUAAAACAGUUUCUGCAGUAUUUACGGCUCACAACUUCACCAGUGUUGGACACAUAGGAGAUUUCUACAGUUAAAGAGCGUAGCCAUAUGGCUAACGCACACUUGAAAAUCAUAAGAUAGGACCUAAAAGCAUUCUUGGAAGACAAAAAAAGACAACACAGCUGACAACAGCAUGCCUUAAACAAAGCACUCUAGGGAUUUUGUAUCCGCACGAGCAUCUCGUGACAAUGUAAAGUUUUGUCGAAAGAACUUUGAAUUUGCUUUGCUAAUGAGCGUAUACCCAUAAAUCCUUGAAACCUCAUCGUUUAUGGUUUAUACUUUUUAGCGACAACGUUUUUUCAAUAAGGUAUAUCACGCAAGCAGUGCAUGACAGCCAUGGACAGUUGUCUCGCCUUGGCUCAUCAGCAUGGCAUAGCCAUUGGACCACGAACGGUCAUUUUUUCUCCUUGUCAACUGAGAGAAGGGCGACUUCCCUUCCCAAUAUUCAAUAUUCAAACCAUUUAUUUUCAAUUGUUAUGAACAACUGAUGUUGCAAGUUGGUAUGAGAGACUAACUGAUGAAAACUAGGAUAUCACAGAGUAACGACUAGACGAGUAAAGGGCUAAAUUUACAACAACUGCACUAGAUGAUUACCGCUGAGAGAUCAUUGCGGGCCCAAGACUGUGACAAGGUGUCUAAAUCUUUACAGUUGUAAGAGCAAACGAAGUGUUCAAUAUUCAACCCCCUCUUGAUAAGUAGAGGAGAAUAUUGGUUCUGCAGAUGAACACUGAGUUCGAUUCUCACGAAUUUGUAUAUUGCAGACAGUCCAUAUAGUAUAACGUAACAUAAAUAAGAUAAAACUGUGAAAGGUUUGAACCGGGCCAGAGUCAUUAAAUAAGUAGGUUGAGUAUGAUCGUCCGGUUGAACGUCAGUCACUGUCAACAACAACAGUCCCGGUAUUCAGGACCACGUUCACCCGGAUGAUCGUACGGCUCAACCUACUUAUUAAUAAGAUAGUUAAAAAUUCCAGAAAGAAGAUCUUUAGAUGUAGGAAUAAGGUUAAUUACAAUAAUUUCUAAACUAAAAGUAAGCGGAAGCGGCUUAAUGAGCUUGGCAUGCCGACAUGCCAGCCAGAGUACCACAUUUAAAGGUACUAAGUCGAGCUACUUUCGAAUCAACUGAAUUUCAUGUUUUCCUUUUAUAGUCCAGGAGCAAAUUAUGGUCCGUCAGCCAAACACCCUUCGAGCAGAGCAGAAGCUACUUUCCUUUUCAAUUUAAAAUCGGAUUUAAAGUAUUUUCUGCUGGUAGUGCAGUCAGUCGUUCACUGUAGAGUGAUGCGAAGAACGCGCGAAGCUGGGGAGAGGGUGGGCGGUUUCCCGCCACUACCCCAUUCGCACGCGCCUUAUUUUCACUCCUUAUUUUCUCCUUAUUUUUCUCCUUAUGUCUGCUGCUUAUAGUUCACUUGCCGCACGAUUCUGUUUUUCUUUACAGGGGAAAGCUUUACAGGCAGCAGCAAGAUCGAAGGAAAAGAAAAAUGAUUUGAUUGUAGGAAACGUCUCGUCAGACUCUCAGUUGGAAAAUGAGCGUAUGUUUUAAUUACGAAUAUUAACCCAAAUAAAGGUGAUAAAAAUCGUGAAACCAAAACAGUCAAAACAUUUUGUCCUUUUAAAGCAAAAAGGUUCAAACGUACACUGUUGAAAAAUAGUUCACUGAUGAUAGUGUUAUGAAACCGAGAUAAAGAAAAAAUGAACUCAAAAGUAAUACAUGCAAACCAUGGUUCCAAUAGUGGCAAAUUACUUUUCUUUAAGUUAUGUUAAUUAGCCUUCUUUGACUCGAUUGCAAUGCCUGUACAGAAUUCAAAAAAAUUUUCUGUCUGAAAACGAGCAACUGAGGUCUAGUUAGAUUGGUUACCAUUUAGGAAUCAACUGUAUUGUAUUAGUACUCCUGUAUUAGUGCAAGUGAUCGGUCUGUUCAAUAUAUGGACAGUGAAGCUAAAAAACACUUACUGCUGACGUCAGUUACCAUCUCUAAAUGCUGUUUGUACUUUAUUCUUAAUCACAAACGCUCCCCGUUUGCUUGCCCCCACAUAUUUAUUUUCAUGCGCUACCUUCGCAGCCUCUAGCUUAUUAUAUAUUAAUUAAAUGACGGUAAAAAUGGUCUGUCAACGAUCAUGGAUACCAGUGUGUCUUUUUAGCCUUUCUUCAGUCAGUACUCGGCCCCCUUUUUUAUGCUUUUUCCCGUCUAUCUGUUUCUAUUCUCAGCGACACUCAAAGGUUUUGUCGAAUGAACAAUUUUAUAGUCCUUUAACUAAACAUUAUAUCCUAGUUUUGGAUGAUGCUAUUUGUGUUUUGCUCUUCAUCAGUUCCAACCGCCGAUGUCGACACAUUGAUCAAUUCAUUUGGUCAGUUAGGCACACAAGCAACAGGAGCUACGAAGGGUCUAACUGAGCUAAGGGAAAAUUGGAAUGAGCUCCCGCUUGAAAGUCAAGUGAAAUUGAGGAAGGUUUUACAGUCAGCUGCCUCGAACAUUGAAAGUUUUACCAACACGGGAGACGAUGAAAUGGCUGCUAUACUGGGGGCGCUCGACAUGGUGUCAAAGAUGGCGCCAGUUGCCGGUCCCCAUGGCGCAUUUCUUUCCGCAUUUUCGAACUUCGCGUCUGGGCUUUUUAGUCUUUUUGGGGAGGGAGCACCGGUAAAGAAACCUAUCGGAAAAAUUGUGGAAGAAAAAAUAGAGAAGGCAUUGGAAAAAAGUCGCCAGAAUGAUCUCACUAAUCAGGCUCAAGCAACCAUUCAGCUGUUCUACGUUUCCAAGGCAUAUUUAGAUAGCUUUGCAAGUGAUGGCAGAGAACUUGAGGACCACGAGGUAAGGUCGAUUGAGACCCAUGUGCCAAUGGCAACUGGAGUUCCCUUCAUGGGAAUAUUGGCAGCCGAAAUAGAUCGUCUUCUUAAGGCAAACAAGAAAAACGCUAACGAUGCCAAACAAAUCUUGAAAUACAUCGAGCUUUAUACAACCAUGGCCGUUCUAAAAGACAUAACUUUACAGGAAAUGGCUUUUCUGAUGCCAGCGAGCCAUAAAAGAAUUCGAGAUGGCAUGAUAUCUGUUCAGGAAAUGUUUCGUGAAUACGAAAAGUCCCUUUUAAAAUUCCUUCACGAAGGUAACGCAGGAAAGAUGGCACUGGUGUACUAUGACCCCGACUUGAACCCAGUGACAGAUUCGUAUUUGACAAAGGUUUUAAAGGUACCAGAUUACGAUCGUUCCAUGGCCGGAAUCUGGUGUCUGACGCCUCGAGGGUCUAAUUAUCCAGUUGAAGCGAGAAAACGUCCAGAAAAUUUUGUGACAGAAAACCACCCCUACAUCGCGGCAAGUGGAUCAGGUUGCCACUGGAAACUUGUCCCUCAUGGUAAUAACCUCUACACAGUUGUGAACAAAGAAGAUUGCUCUACAAGUGCCCGGUAUUGUGGAAAGUAUUUGUCAUUCGACACAUAUAGAGGGGGAUUCCUUUACCUGAAAACAUACUCCAUGCUGACACUUGAGCCCGAUGCAGCUCUUUGGGAAAUUGACGGUCCUUCUAAUGCGAAGUAAGAGUUUUUUAUGUAAUUCUUAUUCCACAAUCAAGUUUUCCUUGUUUCCGUUUUUUUUCUCUGAAAGUCAGAACCACGAAGACAUCACUUGAUCAUACAGUGAAUACAGGUGCGUUCGAGGAGGUCGGACGCGCGUAAGUUAGCUAGUACAUUUUUUCACGUUUGGUACUGCUGUCGUAUUACAAUACCCACCUCAAUAUUGCUGCUUGUGGGUAGAUACUUCUCCUCUUCUAAUUCAAUGAAGAUUGCUCUGGGCAUUACUAUACCCGCUAUCUUUGUACGCGCUCUAGGAUUGAUGGGAUUAAAGCGAUGUCACGUGGUAUUUCACGGGACAAUCCAGCAGCCACAAAGACGAGCAAUCGCAGUCAAUUUGUAAAGUUCAAGUUUCGACAAGUUUUACGACGCCUUUUACCGCACUUUUGCUUGCUGUGAGUCCAUCUACGGUCGCUAGCUCAAAAAAGUGCUCACUAAUACCCAUCAUUUGCCAUUCUCGUUUCAAGAUAAUAUAUAAAUUAAUCCAGGGCUAGAAGUGACACCUCCGUUGAAAUUAAAUGUAAAACUCUAAUAAGCCACUACAAAGAAUCCUCCGAGUCCUUUUGAGUGGAGGGUGGAGGGCUGGGUGAUUAUUACUAUUUUUUGGAUAUUUCUAUUAACGAAUUUCCUUUACAUACAAAAUAGAAAUUAAGAAAAAAAAAAAAAAAAAAAAAAAGAAAAAUAAAUCACUCUUACAUAGUGUAGCUAAAUAUAUUGGCAAAACAUACCGCAGACGCUAAAUCAGCAAUACAGUUACCUAGUAUGUGGAAUACAAAGUCCUUACUUUAAACUUUUCAAUAAUGAUGAAAAGUAUAUUUCUUAUCGGAAAAAACGCUGAUUAACUUUUCUCACUUUUGGCAAUACGGAGUUCAAUAUUUUAAAUCAUACGCCUUGUCCUGGCAAUGAAACCCUAAAGAGAAAGAGUUAUUAUACCAUUCUGGCAUUUCUGAGAAUAAAUAUAAAUCUUGCCCAAAAGCAAAAUAUGAUUUAACAAGAAAAACGGCGUUUCCUACAUCAAACUUACCAAAAAUGACAUCUUCCUAGCUCUUUAAUGCUUUCAACAAGGAUGUUAUAAUCGCACUGCGCGCAGACAGGACAGACAUGUUUUCAAAAAUCAGAUGAUAUUUUACAGAAAAAGAGUAAAUGCUCGAUGGAUUCAACCUCUGUUUGGCAGAAAGUACAGGUUGGCGAAUAAACCAUGCCGAAACAAAACAGUUUCAGAUUCUAAUUUCGUGCGGAUGGAUGGCGAAUGAACACAUUUCCAAUCAAUAUCUGUGUUCGGAUACUUUGCAGCUAACUUUACUCCUAAGCAGCGGGGAUCUACAUUCCUAACAUUGAAGGCUCACAAUCAACGAAUCAACCUAUACCAUGUGUCUCUAGGAGGGUCCUGUCCCACUCGCUCCUCUCUCCUCCCCCGGGGGGUACUCCGUUAUAAGGGCUUAAUGGGGACGCGCGGCCAGCCAGGGUAUGUUUUUCGGGAUUUUUGUCUUAAACAGGGUAUCGAAUUUAUCAUUUUUUGUCUUAAUCAGGGUAUCGACUUAUCAAUUUUUGUCUUAAACAGGAUAUCUUUUCUUGGACGAUAAACAGCAAAAUUUUUACAAGCUCUAAUGUCUUAAACAGGGUAUCAAAAAUCGGAAUUCUGUCUUAAACAGGGUAGGAAAAUCAGCGAUAUUUGUCUUAAACAGGGUCAGGGUAUGAGGGGCCGCGCCGCACCUCCCCACCCAGGGAUAUAUCGAGUACCCUCUCCCCGGGUUUCCUCCACAGAGCCCUCCUGGUAUCGCAGGGAGGGCUGGAGAGAGGAGCAGGAGCCUCUGCGGAGGGGAGAGCUCCAGAGAGCUCUCGCUCUGAGCUACGAGUAGAAGAGGAUCAUCACUGGCAACAAGGAAAACAGGGACAAAACCAUGCAAAAAUGCACAGCAUAUAGGUUUUAUUUAUGGAAAUCAUUUUUCAAGGCUCAUACGAAUAUCACUUUAUUCUUGUUCAUUUGUGUUGUUUGGUUCACUGGUCAAAUGAAAAUCAUUCUCUUUAUAAUGUUCUUUAUCAACAGGAUCCGGUGUAAAUAUGGCUGUGGCGAUAAUGAAGAAUGGAGAAACUAUGAGAUUGAUAUGUAUGACGACACCUGGCAUUACAAGACUUUUAGCCGCAAUCCCCCAGUAUAUACGAUACACUUAUUUCAACUAAAAGAUAGGGGCAGUACUGUUUGGUCUAUCACAAAGGUAGGUGCUAUAAAGCCACACACAGGCGUCCCAAACUCACUAUUGUGAGCGCAUGAAACUAAUUCAUCUCCUAACAUUGUGUAACGUAGUGAUUUAUAGGGUUUAUAUGGGUAAAUAAUGAAAUAUUAGCUUCGUAUCGUGUAGCAACUGGAUAUAAAAUAAACUUACUUUCAUUUUCUGUAUUUUGAGUUCCUGUAUCGUUUUCUCAAGCUAUUUUGGCUGAUAUUUCUACCCAAAUCCCUUCAAAACCACUGAGGAACACAAAAUACAUCAAAAGUCAUCAGGAAGAAAACAAAAACACUUACAGCGGUGAUAAACAUUUUGAUUUUUCGCAUUUUUAUAUAAACUUGACGUCGGCGUAUCAUUCUGCAAGUCAACAUACAUUUUCGAGACCGUUACGUUACAGGUUAUGACCAAUCCAUAUAUACAAAAUUAACAAGGGAUCACUGUAAAUGAGAUUAGAAAAUUCCUAACGGUGAAUAUAUAAGGAAACAGCUAAUUAAUAAAUCAUCAGCUUUUCGCUGCUAAUGUAUAGUCAUUCAGAAAAGGCUGGCUUAUGUGAAAAUGCAAAAAUUCAAAAUGUUUAUCGCGCCUCUCACGGUUUUUGUUUUGUUUUUGAUUAAGUUGCAAUGGCCCAAGAACGAAAGUUUUUAUGAUACAGCAAAAUUUAGCCUGCGGGGCAGUUGCAAAAAAGGGAGGGGGAGGGGAAGGGGGAGAGGAAGAAAAGCGCGAAAGGGACCUCUAACCACGGGUAGUCCAACUGAAUGGUAGCAAAGGUUGAAUCUACACUGUCACGUUCAGUUAAUGCUUUCUAUAACAUUGAACAGCUGAAACUGAUUUUUUUUUAAGGAGUACAUAACAUUAACAGUAUUAUAGGAUUUUGUAAUUCCUUUAAGUUGCUUAUAAAAAAUUCCAUCUCGUUGCCCCUCAACCUCGUCCUCAGGGCGCUUUUCCUGGCUUUGGAGGUGGGGAAAGCAGGCCGGGAAAAGGGCCCUGGGGACCAGGUUAGUUGCCACCAAAGUAAAUGGCAAAAGUUGCCAGGAAGGUGCUCCCGGCGAAUAACAAAAGUUGCGAAAAACUUGCAGAGCAACUUGUGGCUCAGUGAUGCUACUCACCAGAAAAAGAAAGCCUCAAGGGACCUAUAGCCACUGAUCUACACAAGAUUCGUAGUAGCUGAGCUCAUUUCGCUAAGUUGAUGUUAUAAACAUCCUUCUUACUAAUAGGCCUGGAGUCAGCCGCGUAAUAUAUGGCACAUCAUGGACUUUUCAAAAUAAACUCGGUUAUUAUGGUUUUCAAUGCUUCAAAUUGACAGCGAAUUUGGAUAAUAAGGGAUAAUGGAAACAUUAAUUUAAAACAUUUCAACUAUAUUUAUUUGCAGAAUCCACCCCAGCAGAGAGAUGCGGCCCGCCAUCGAAACCCCAGACAUUAGAAAGGCGAGUGUCUCUUCUUGGAGCAACACUUCCAGAUGAAACAAGGACCGGAGAAUACAUCGAACAAUAA
Molecule: messenger RNA, 8319 nt
Organism: Porites lobata
Lineage: Eukaryota; Metazoa; Cnidaria; Anthozoa; Scleractinia; Poritidae
Source: the annotation of a GenBank genome assembly